Molecule: messenger RNA, 1068 nt
Organism: Mytilinidion resinicola
Lineage: Eukaryota; Fungi; Ascomycota; Dothideomycetes; Mytilinidiales; Mytilinidiaceae
Product: RTA1-domain-containing protein
Exons: 3
Coding region: 1-1068 (355 amino acids)
Cellular component (GO): fungal-type vacuole; plasma membrane
Source: RefSeq, a predicted model, not a curated record
AUGUCGUCCCUCACCACCACCGUCUUCGAGCUCGUUGCCCGCAACAGUAGCAAACCCGACUACGCCGCCAUCCGCAACUAUCGCGACCACUGCACCCUCUCCACCUGUGCCUUAUCAGACUCCUACUGGGGCUACCGCCCCUCGCUGCCCGCCAAUUCCUUCUUCCUCGCCAUCUUCGCCAUCUCAACCGGCCUCUACCUCGUGCAAGCCUUGCUCUCAAAGCGCUUCCUCGGCUUCACAAUCGCCAUGGUCUCCGGGUGCCUACUAGAAGUGAUCGGCUACGUAGGGCGGAUAUUGAGCUACUUCAACCCCUUCAAAGAGCCCGGCUUCCUCAUGCAAAUCGUCUGCCUCACCAUCGCCCCGGCCUUCAUGGCCGCCGGCAUCUACCUCUGCCUCUCGCGCAUCGUGACGACCUUCGGCGCGCAAAACUCGCGCAUCGCACCCCUCUCCUACCCGCGCAUCUUCAUCCCCUGCGACCUCAUCUCGCUGCUGCUGCAAGCUGCGGGCGGCGGCCUCGCCUCGGCCGCCUCCCACACCAACAGAGACCCUACGCCCGGCAACAACAUCAUGAUCGCCGGCCUCAGCAUGCAGGUCGCGACGCUCUUCGUCUUCAUGCUGCUCGCGUCCGACUUCGCCGUGCGCACGCUGAACCGCGUGCGCCGCCUCGGCCGCGAGCGGGCGCUGGACCCCACGCACGCGCGGCUGCGCGCCAGCUGGGCCUUCCAGGGGUUCUUGGUCGCGCUGGCGUUCGCGACGCUGUGUAUUUUCACGCGCUCGGUGUAUCGGGUCGCCGAGUUGAGCGAGGGGUGGAAUGGGCAUUUGAUUAAGACGCAGAAGUACUUCAUUGGGCUUGAGGGCGCGAUUGUGGGGUUGGCGGUGUUGGCGCUGAAUGUGUUCCAUCCCGGGCUGUGCUUUCGGGAGGGGUAUAAGGGGGUGGUGAGGCAGAAGAAGGUGGGGGGCAGGACGUGGUAUGGAAAGAAGAGGGUGGGGCAGAGUGCGGAGCAGCAGCAGGAGGAGGGUGUUAUGGGGACCCCGGUUAGUGAGGAGGAGGUUAAGGGGUCGUUGUAG